Molecule: messenger RNA, 3790 nt
Organism: Thalassophryne amazonica
Lineage: Eukaryota; Metazoa; Chordata; Actinopteri; Batrachoidiformes; Batrachoididae
Product: activity-dependent neuroprotector homeobox protein-like
Biological process (GO): regulation of gene expression
Cellular component (GO): nucleus
Molecular function (GO): DNA binding
Source: RefSeq, a predicted model, not a curated record
CCAGCUCCUCCUCGCUGGGACUUCCGACUUUUUGUCGUCGCCAUUUUGAACUUAAGUCACAAAAACUCACUUGGACCAGAUAACGUUAGCUAGCAGCUAAAGCUGUUCACUAGCAAGAGUGGGGUAAAUACCCACACAACCCUCGAUAGUGGUGGCGGUCACUGCUGCAGUGUAUAGUGUUAAUUUUUCCUUCCUGUGCAGCACCGUGGCCUACCUUUCAAUGCUCGCGUUAGCAGGCUGCUGCAGCGUCUGUAAUGUGACUUAGCCAGCAUGCUAACCGCGAGUGAGUGAGCAUCAGCGCACCGGCUUCCUCCACUGACCAGCUAGUUAAUGUAUUUGUGAGCCUUUGUCUAGGAGAAAUGUAUCAGCUGCCAGUGCAUAACCUUGCCAGGCUAAGGAGAGCCAGGAGGCAGGUGAAAAAAGCCCUCGGAGACAUCGGCCUGGAGUUCUGCAAGGAGGCAGCGGAGGAUUUCAAAGAUCACUGUCCUAAUGAACAAUAUGUAAAGGAAACUCUUCGUCUUGACAUCUGCUCAUGGGAUCCAUCAUACUCCAAGACACAAGAAUAUCGCUCGAAGCGAUUUUGCUGCACAGAGUGUCGGUUUUCUUCAAAGCACUACUCAGGCUACAAGAAUCACUUCCGGAAUGUACACAGGCACAUGUUUGGCAGUGGCAUUCUGCUCAGCUGUCCAUAUUGCACAUUCACUGCAAACAAAAGAACUCUGGAGACUCAUGUUAAAAUAUUCCAUAUGCCCAGCACCAUGCGGCAAAGCUAUGGCACCUUUCCUGGAGCUGAAGUGGGAGGCAAGAACAAAAUGUUGCCUGCUCUGUUAAGAAAAGCAGAUGCAGCGGCGAAAGCAAUGUACUUUUGCAAAAAAUGCACAUUCCGGGACACACUUUACAAUGUUGUAAGAAGGCACAUUUACAGGUCACAUUUUCAACAUAUAGUUGAACCAUAUUUUAGUCUGGCUUCUGAAUCAUCAGCUAAAAAUGGUGGCAAUUCUGUCAACGGCAACAACAUUCUCUGUAAAUGCUGCCAGUUCUCUACUCGUAACUAUGAGACACUAGUGCAGCAUGUUAUAGAGUACCAUGAACGUAUUGGGGCUCAAGUGACCACCAUGAUUGGCCAUGGUAAUGUUACUGUGUUUCAGACAAAAGCUUGCACAGGAAUGCCGCAGAAAGCUCCUCUGAUGGUCAGUAGGGGCCACACCCUCACAUCCGAGUCAACGUUCCAACCUGUAACUGGUCAUUUAAAACAAGUGGGCCCUGUGCUUUCAAACCAGCCUUUGUUUUCUUUUACCUCUGACCAACAGGUGCGUGUCACAGGUUCGAGUGUUAGCACUGCGGCUGAAAAUAAUGCUGUUGGUGUAAACACGGGCCAGACACAGAAGUGGAAGAUAUGUACUGUAUGCAAUGAGCUUUUUCCCGAAAACCUUUAUAGUGCUCAUUUUGAGAAGGCACAUAAGGCAAAGAAAAUAUGGGCAAUGGCAAACUAUAUCAUGAAAAUUCACAACUUCACCAGCAAGUGUUUGCUUUGCAAUCGCUAUCUGCCCAGUGAUACGCUACUCAACCACAUGCUAAUCCAUGGUCUUACUUGUCCGCAAUGCUACACUGUUUUCUACAGUGUUGAGAAAAUCAUUGAGCAUGUGAGUCAAGCUCAUCCUGAUGACUUUCUUGGACUGCCUGGUGCAUCACCAUUAACCUUUGACCUAACCAUCAAACAAGACAAGUCUGCUAAUGUCCAGCUUGUUGUAAUGACCUUUAACAUGAAGGAAUCUACCAACGGUCAAGAUAUGGCUGCUUCUGCUCAAUAUAGUGACUAUCCUACAGUCAGAAUAACAGCCCCUAGCAUUAUUGACAAAACGAAUGAUCCAACUGUGAGACAUUCACUUUCAGCGUCCCUGUCUUGCAGGACUGAAAUUGGAAAAACUCUGUGCCCUCUGUGUUUCAGCAUUCUCAAAGGUCCACUCUCUCAUGCUCUCUCCAUGCAUUUGAGGGAACGCCACCAGGUCCUCCAAACAAUGCAUCCUGGAAAAAAGAUGACAUACAAGUGCAUUCAUUGCUUAGGAGUGUACACAAGUAACAUGGUGGCCUCCACCAUCACGCUGCAUCUUGUGCAGUGCAGAGCCAUCGGUAGAAGCCAGGCAGGCAUAAACUCUAAUUCUGCAUUAACUCUGAAUUCAUCUGGGACCGGCUUCCUCAAACGACAGCUGCAAAAUCGGAGCAUGGUCAACCCCAAGAGGAUCAGCUGGGUAAGGAGUCAAGCCAGGAUAUCAAGCAGAUCUGGUAUUCUUGCACUGGAUCCCACAAGGUAUGAGCACAAAACGUACGAGGCCAGAAAAGCUUUCCUGACGGCAUACUUCAGCAAGCGGCCAUACCCAUCUUCUCAGGAAGUGGACAUGUUGUCUGCAAGUCUGUGGCUGUGGAAAUCAGACAUCGCUAACCACUUUGCAACCAAGCAAAGGAUAUGUCAGAAAGAAUGUGUGAACAAAAAAGCAUCUGUGCUACUUGGGUUUGACAUGCAUGCUCUCCUUGAAGUUAAGCACGAACUUAACUUUCCAGAGCAUUUGUCACAGCACUUCUCUGUCAGAAGAUCUAGAAGUCUCAAAGAUGGCACUCCAUACACCGGCAGAAACAAGCAAUGUUGGACUUUCAACUCUACCUCGAAACAAGUUAUAUGCACAGAGACAAUAUCCAUUGACUCAGAUAGUGAACCUGAAAUGGAGAAGAAGCCUAAUGAGAAUGGAAAUGUUGACACAACCCAACAAAAGAAUCUAAAAUUCCAAGACACAGUAAACCUUGUGGAUGAAACAGAUGUGUGCAUUUUGCAAGAUGAGAAAGAAAUUCUGGUUGAAGAGGCUUCCUCUGUUAAUAAAGAUGUUCCUUCAACAGAAACAAGUUCUCCACAAGUCACGGCAGCACAUCCAGCUGAAGACACUACCUCUGUAAAAGAUGUCCCUAAUACAGAAAAGAGUUCUCUACAUGAUGACAAAUCAAAACUGGGGGAUGAGUCAUCAUGUAUAGAGGAUGUUUCUUUUACACACAUGAGCUCUUUGCAAGAAGGUAAAGCAACCCUGGUGGAAGAUAUUCUCACUAUUGAGGAUGGUCCUCUCGAAAUGAGCAGUUUGCAGGAUAGCAAAGCGAACCUAUUGGAAGAUGCUCCUUCAGUUGAAGAUGUUCCUUCUCCAGUGAUGAGUUGUUUGCAGGAUAGCAAAGCAAACCUACUGGAUGAUGUUCCUUCUCCAGUGAUGAGUGUUUUGCAGGAUAGCAAUGCAAACCUACUGGAAGAUGCUCCUUCAGUUGAAGAUGUUCCUUCUCCAGUGAUGAGUGUUUUGCAGGAUAGCAACGCAAACCUACUGGAAGAUGCUCCUUCAGUUGAAGAUAUUCCUUCUCCAGUGAUGAGUGUUUUGCAGGAUAGCAACGCAAACCUACUGGAAGAUGCUCCUUCAGUCGAAGAUGUUCCUUCUCCAGUGAUGAGUGUUUUGCAGGAUAGCAACGCAAACCUACUGGAAGAUACUCCUUCAGUUGAAGCUGUUCCUUCUCCAGUGAUGAGUGUUUUGCAAGCUAACAAAGCAAACCUGGAAGAUUUUUCAUCGAUGAAGGACGUUGCUUUUGCUGAGAUGAGCUCAGUGGAAGAAAGAAAUCUGAUGGGCAACAUUCCCUCUGACCAGGAUGACCCUUCUGCAGAGAUGAGUUCUUGCAAGACAGUAAAGCAAAUCUAGAUGAUUUUCCCUCUGUUGCUGAGGGUGCUUCUUCUGCAGGGAUGAAUUCUUUGCAAGAUCACAAGGAAAAC